AUGUUGGUGCACAACCUGUCGUCAAAGGAGCUGACGAAGGAUCAGAUGCAGGUCUUAAGGCACGAAGCUUCAUUCAACACGACUGAUGCUAAACCUGUUAACAUGAUUGCAGCAGUGGAAUCAAUCCUUUGUCAGACGGAGACAACGGAGGAGACCAAGAGCCUCAUCCGACACCAAGUGUCGUCUCUCCUAAUGGCCCACAGGCCGCGGGAAGUGCUUUCCAAGGUCGAACGUGAUGCGCUUAGAGAACUCAAGGCCGAAAAAGACUUGGUCAUCGUGCCAGCGGACAAGGGGCGCUCCACGGUUGUGCUGGACAGGACAGACUACAUUCAAAAAGCCAAAGGUUUGCUGGAGGACCGACAGUUCUAUGUCCCAUGUGCAACGAACCCCGUAAAAGCGCUGACACGCGAAAUCAAUGCUACGUUGUUGGCCUUGGAGAACUCAGGUGCAAUAACACCGACCGACAGACGCAUGGCGAGACCCCAAGAUACGGCUUUGGCCCGAUUCUAUGGCCUCCCUAAGUUGCACAAAGACGGCGCUCCUCUCCGACCCAUCGUGUCGCUCAAAGGGACUCCAACGUACGGACUGGCGAAGUGGCUGUUCCGGCGUCUCAAGUUCCUGACCGCUGAGUCAGACACCACGGUCUCUUCGUCAGCAGAAUUCCUGGAGAAACUCAAAGGGGUAAGCCUCCAUCCAAAUGAGGUCAUGGUAUCUUUUGAUGUUACGUCCCUUUUUACUUCUAUUCCCCAGGACCUGGCGAUCGAGACAAUCGAGCUGCUUCUACAAAGCAAAUACGAUGAAACGGAGAAUCGUCUUGGACGCGCCCACGUCCUUCAGCUCCUGAAGUUCUGUCUCAGGACGUACUUCACGUUCGACGGGACAAUCUACGAACAGGUGAAGGGCACACCAAUGGGUUCGCCGAUUUCGAGAUUCAUCGUCGAGGCGGUCCUGCAACGGUUAGAGUCGCUGGUCUUCCAACACCACAGACCGAAAUUCUGGGCCCGGUAUGUGGAUGAUACCUUCGUCGUUAUCGAUCGGGAUCAACUGCUGACAUUCAAGGAACGUCUGAAUGCGGUCUUCCCGGAUAUACAAUUUACGAUGGAGGAGGAAGAGAACAAGCAGCUGGCCUUCCUGUAUGUCCUCGUAUGCCGCAAGGAUUGUGGUGGACUAAAGAGCAAAGUGUUCAGGAAGGCGACAAAUACGAUGCAAGUACUGAACUUCAAUAGCAACCACCCAAUCAGUCACAAACGCAGUUGUGUAAGGACGCUCUACCGGCGUGUCGAAACACACUGCAGUGAGCCGGAAGACAAAAUUGCUGAACUACAAUACCUCCGACGGGUCUUCAAAGCCAAUGGCUACCCGCGCAACAUUGUCAACCGGUGCAUACGCAAAAUGGACGAAAGGCCUAACCGUACGGACACCAAAGUUUGGCGAGCGCUUCCAUAUGUCAAGAACGUUUCGGAAGCUGUUGGCCGCCUUCUCGCACCGCUGGGGGUUGGAGUUGCACACAGGCCAGAGGCAACCAUCAGGCGUCAACUGAUGAAACCAAAAGACCCACUGCCACGGCAAGAAACGUCUGGAGUCGUUUAUCGGAUCUGA
Messenger RNA from Spirometra erinaceieuropaei, 1599 nucleotides. NCBI's taxonomy places the organism in Eukaryota, Metazoa, Platyhelminthes, Cestoda, Diphyllobothriidea, Diphyllobothriidae. The record is from the annotation of a GenBank genome assembly.